Silurus meridionalis is the source of this 7508-nucleotide messenger RNA. It is a transcript of the gene rsf1a, whose product is annotated as remodeling and spacing factor 1a. The transcript is spliced from 17 exons. The record is from RefSeq and is a predicted model, not a curated record. Bases 411 to 4349 code for a protein of 1312 amino acids. Gene Ontology annotation, biological process: regulation of DNA-templated transcription. Gene Ontology annotation, cellular component: RSF complex. NCBI's taxonomy places the organism in Eukaryota, Metazoa, Chordata, Actinopteri, Siluriformes, Siluridae.
CUUGUUAAAACACCGGUGGGAGAAAGGUCACGCCCACUCGGAGACGGCAUGGUUUCCAUCCUCUUCCUUGUCAUCAAGGGUUCAUGAGGAUUCUGAUGACUGAUCAUGAACAGUAUUCAAAAGAUCAAAACGCAGAAACCCUCCAAAGGGAUUUGUGGCGUUUCAGCGGCGCAGCACUGAAACAAAGGUUUUGCCGGUGCUGCUGUCUCGAUUGCUGGAUUAUUCACAGCACUUCACCUCACCAAAAUCGGUGUAGGCAAUGACGCAUUUAUUCUGAAAGUUGGAAUCACCGAGUGAUCCACAACGCGCUUUCUGGUACUGAUGCUUCCCCCGUCGCGGUGAAUUGUGGGCAGGCCUCGGUCCUCCCCAGCUUUAAUCUCACUCUAUACUCUCUAACCCGGGUAGGGAAAAUGGCUGCUCGGGGUUUGUGUCCGAGCUUUGCCGUCGUGUGCUCAUUUCUCGAGCGGUACGGGGCUGCUCUGGAUCUGCCCGAAAUGACUUUCCCGCAGAUGGAGGGAUACUUACAAGAUACAUCAUCAGUUCCCCAGCCUCUUGUUGAGCUCCAUGUGAAGUUACUUCGCAAACUUGGCAAGUCGGUAACGUCGGACCGAUGGGAGAAGUAUCUCGUUAAGGUGUGCCAGGAGUUUAAUAGUACCUGGGCCUGGGAGCUGGAGAGGAAAGGAUACCCAGAAAUGUCAAUAGAUUGCAAGGCUGACAUCCUUAAGUAUUUGUGUGAAAGCCAGUUCGACGACAACCUCAAGUUCAAGACAGCAGUGAACGAGGAAGACCCGGAGCAGAUGCGCCUGCAGCCGAUCGGCAGAGAUAAAGAGGGACUCCUGUACUGGUUCCAACUAGACCAAGACCAGAACGUGCGCCUCUACGUGGAGGAGCAGGACGAUCUGGACGGGUCAUCUUGGAGGUGCAUUGUCAGUAAUAGGACCGAGCUGGCUGACAUUUUGGAGCUACUUAAAGCUAAGAUAGAACCAGCAGUGACAGAUGAGGAGCGAAACGAUGGUACUGCUGGCAGCCCUGGAGACGAAAAAAGUGGCGGAGGUGAAAUUAAAGACAUGAACAAGGUUGGUAAGGUGGAAGAAGAAGAAAGCAAGCCAAUUACCCUGAGCACUGCAAAUGCAAAGCCUGACAAAUCCGUCAAAAGAGAAAGUCAGACGGUGUGCGAAAUCAAAACGAAAGGAUCCGAAGGGUCGCUCAGACUAGAACAAGAGCGAAAGGACGAGCUUGAUCCGAAAGUGAUUGGCAGCGAAACCCCCAAUUUGGACCCGACUCCUGUUAUAGACAACAGAGUGAGCACAAUUAAAAGCCUCGUCAAGGACGAGCCGAGAGAUUCACCUCGACACUGGAACGCCAUCUCGGUCGUCAUGGCACCCGGCUCCAUCAAACAGGAGCUUCCAGGGAAGACUGAUUCCUGUAAGGACAAGAAAGAGAGAACGGCAGAUUUCGAGAGGGCUAUGAGAAGUGACCAGCAGGCCAAGAUACCCCUGAAAAAGCGGGAGCUGAAAAGAACCGAUGGCUAUGACAACAGUCCUUACAGCCACAUCAACAAUAAUAACAACAGCAACGGCAGUAUUUCUGUGGGUGGCAUAAUUGUACGCAACCCAGCAGCAAUGGAGCACACUGGAGAAAAGAAAAUAGCACCAGCUCCGCUUCUUACAGAAAACUCUCAGACACAAGGGAGUGAAUCUGUCCAUGAGAGGGUCAUGUCUCCAAGUAAAAGAGAACAAUACGUAGGUUUUGGCGUUAUAAUGGGCCCGAUUGAGAGACCGCAAACAUUUCCUGUGCCCGAUGGCUCAGGAAAUGGCACGAAGGAUAGAAACGGACUACACGUAGACCGGGAUGUGAAAAGCUUUAAGACUGAGGUGACGCAUGCUGAGAGCAUACGGCAGUCGGUCCUAGUUAGAAAGCCAAGUGUUUCCCAGGCCACUCAUCAUUCAAGCAUGAGUGAAGAGAUGACACUGACGGUCGAGCAUGCAGAGAGCGAUGCGAAAGUAAAGGCUCUUGGAGCAGACGCUAGAGAGCGAGCUGCAUUAUUGCUAGCUUUACCGGCUGAUGCUGAAAAGGAAUACAGGGAUGGGAAGUCGGUUAUUAGAUCCAGUGCUGAGCAGGAAACGGGUGCAAAGCUGGAAGAGGCGAGCAGUACAGAAGAGCAGAAGGAAAGCAGGAAGGUCAAAACGGCAACACUUCCUGACGGAGGAACGGGUGAUCUGAUCAUUAAAGCUUCAGAAGGCAACAUCAGCAGAGGAUCGAAAAGUUCGAGAAAGAAACGCUCCGAAAAAGCCAAGCUCAAGUCGCAAACUGGCGAGGAUCGGAAUAAACCCGAUGACGAGGAAGUGUCCUCCGAGCUUCAGAAGGAGGGUAUUCGUCUCAAGAUCAAGAUCCCGCUGCACAGACGAACUCCCGAGCUACGCAGGUCGGCCAGAAUCUGCAAGCCCAGUCCCAAGCUGGCAGAGAUUCAGGAGCGGAAACACACGGUGCCGUCUACGACACGGGACGUGGAAGAGCACAUGGAUCUGGACGAGGAGAGAGCGCUUCACAAGAGGGAGCUGCACAAGAAAAUCACCUCAGAUGGACAAAUCAAACCUACUAAGGGGAAACGGCGACACAGGCGGCCUCGCUGGUCGAAACCCUCAAAACCUCGCAAAACCGAAGUCGCUCUGGGAGGGGAUGCGGUACUUGAGAGCAAAUCUGAGAGAGACGAUGAGAAGAGCGAGUUGGAUUCGCAGAAUUCAGAGGAAGCUCCACCUGAAGAUGCCUGUAAACACUGCGGCCUCCCCAACCACCCUGAACUGAUUCUCCUUUGUGACCAUUGCGACAGUGGCUACCACACGGCCUGCCUGCGACCUCCUCUGAUGAUCAUUCCUGAUGGAGAGUGGUUCUGCCCUCCGUGUCAGCACAAGCUGCUGUGUAAAAGGCUGGAGGAACAGCUGCAGAAUCUGGACACAGCUCUGAAGAAACGGGAAAGAGCUGAGAGGAGGCGUGAACGCCUGGUCUACGUGGGAAUCAGCGUGGAGAACAUCAUACCCAAUCCAGAUGCAGAGGCAGAGGAUGGAAAGCAAGAGAAGAAAAAAGGUAUGAAGAAGUGCAAGAAUCUGGAGAGGAGAUCGACCCGAAAGAGAAAGUCUAUUAGUUACAGGUUUGACGACUUUGACGACGCGAUCGAUGAAGCAAUAGAGGAAGAUGUACAGAAUUCAGAUGGAGGAGACGUGGGUCUCGGUAAGGAUAUGGCGGCUAUCACAGACCAGGAAGAGAAAGAGGGAGCCAAAGAGAUCCGGCAGCCUGUGAAAACUCCUGCUCCACGCAAGAGGAAGCGCCGCCGGAGACUUAACGAUUUAGACAGCGAAAGCACCCUGGAUGAGGAGGAGAGCGAGGACGAGUUUCAGAUCAGUGACAGUAUGGAGGAGGAUGAUUUUGUGGUAUCUGGGGAUGACGGAGGCAGCGAUGCCGAAGCUGCAUCCUGGGAUGGGAGUGAGAGGGGCAGCAUCUCCAGCAGUGUAGACCGUCUGCCUCCGAGCAGGAAAACAGCCAGGAACGGCCGAGCACAGAAAACCAAGAGGAGGAUACGCAAAUCAGUUCAACGCCACCAAGGUUCCUCAGAGGAGGAGGAGGAAGAGGAGGAGGAAGAGGAAGAGGAGGAAGAGAUAGAUACGGAGGGUUCCAGUGAGGCCAGCGACAGUGAUGUGAAUAUGAGCAGGAGACGGUCACGGCGCAGUCAAAAAGCCCAGAUUAACUAUUGCGAAACAUCAGAGUCUGAGGGGUCGCAGAAAGUCUCCAAACGAAAAAUUAACCAAGCGCCACGUCGCCGCCGAAUCUCCAGCUCUAACACAUCUGUUGUUUCUAAGGACUCCGAGCCCGAGGAGGAGUCUGACUUGAGGAGCAGACGCCGAGGCAGAAAGAGACAGUCCACAAGGGAAGACUCGAAACAGAGGCACAAACAUCUCAAACUAAAACCAGCAAGAAGUACAAGCGAGGAAGAGGAGGAAUCCGAUGAAGAAGGAGACGCUGGAGCAUCCGAGGAGGAAAAGAAGCCACUCCGUAAAAGCCUGAACCGUAUCGAAUCGGAUGAGGACGAAGAGGACGGGUUGGAGAAAAGACCGAUGAGAAAGACGGCCGUAAAGCAGGACAGCAGAGUAACAGACUGCAGGGAGCUAAGUGUGAGGGGACACACCAGAGGGUUAAAGGACUCGAUGCUGAAGCACAACGGCCUGCUUCCUCUUAGAUCUUCACCUCAGGAUGAAGACGAGGAGGAGGAAGAAGAGGAGGAGGACGAGGAGGAUGACCUCACCGCCGCUACGGACUUUGUUAACUUUGUUUUUGACAGCGAACAGUUAUCGUGAUGUGCUGAAGAAAUUUUCAUAUAUUAUUUUUUUCAUUGCUUGUUUUUUUUUCCUGAGUGUUUUUGAGUGUAAUGGACCAAUCCAAGCUUCCAGAGGAAUUCUCAUGUGAUGUCUAAACAUAUUUUGGGUUCAUGCAUCAUGCACAUGUCAGAUGUAGAGCAGGGUCUCAGUGCACAUCCUGAUUUCUAUAAGCAGAAGGUGUCAAAUUUUUACAUUUACAUUUUAUCAUUCAGUGGCAAACUUGAUCAUAUGACUAGGUCACACAAGUUCCCUUGCUAGUGAACCUGGCUCAAGAUUUUGUUGCUUCUUUCUAAAACUGGGGUAAAAACUUACAAAUUCUAAACUAAUAUAGACUCAAGACACUAAGGUUCAUUGUCACUUUUUGUUUUUCCCUUCUCAAAAAUCUUCAAAGAAACAACAGCAACUGAACAGUCGUGAUCUGGUUUGUAUUUUAUUCAUGAGAAAAAGACGAGGACUUUGGAGUGGUCAUUCUUGCCAAGCUGGUCCACUCAAGAUGGUCACUUUGGCUAGGAUCUGUUAGCCCAGCUCACCAAAAAGAGUUGAACCUUCCACUUAGCUUGCUGCCAUUUUAUGUCAAAACAUUUCAAAGAUCUCUAAACUGUAAAGCGUUUUCACCAGCUCUCUUUAUGGCUAAAAUGGUUUCAUACCAAACACAUUAACACUAUUAUUUAACCCUGCAUUAUAUUAUUUAAUAGGAAUUGAAAUAAUUACAUUAUAACCACAAGUUACAAGUAUAACGAGCGUCUCACCAGUCACACUAACGGACAGGUUUCCAUGGAAGAUACCUGAAAUGUCUUAUAUAUGCAAAUCGGCUCCUCGUUACCCAAAUCUGAAUCGUCCAACAAUUAUGCAUACAGAGAUUUUUUUUUUUUUUUACAUAAAUCACAACAUUGCACAACAUCCUGGAGGUGGUUUUGUAUUACACAUCUUAAUAUCUUACAUAUGGGCUUGAAAAAAUGUAAAACCAUUUUGUAAUAUUACUUAGAGAUCCACUACAAAAGCUAGCUAACUAGCUAGGAUCAGAUUGCUAUUAUAUGAGUGUGGUAAAAGAGCAAGUUCUAUAACCAAUAGAACAUCUCAGACAGUUUUCAUCUGGGAAACGAACCAACAUUCUGCUUGGGUGAUGCAGAACUGCUUUUACUAUCUCAACGUUAGUGUUUUAUCACUCUUAUACCACAGCAAUUUGACACUUGACACAGUUAUCCGUUUAUAGUCGUUUUCUAAUAUAGUAGUUUAUAUUUAUAUUUAAUGUAGCCGGCAACUUGUGGUACAAAUUAAUUCAUGUUGUCACUUACAUAAUGGCAGCUAUACGGAGUCAUUCCCUCAAUUUAUUUUAUUUAUUUUUUAGAUGAGAAGACUGUCCCAUGGUUUAGAUCGUGUCCGUCAUCCAAAUCUUUGUGAACGAGCUGAUACCAUAGACGCUAUACUUCUAUUCGAGUGCGAAAUUUUAACCAAUCAGAUGGUGUCAUGGUAGAACAAAACUAAAAAUUAGACUGUAGCAUCUGACUAAAGCUUGCUUAGUUGUUUUAUUGUAUCGAUUAAAGAUAUAAAUAAAUAGCUAGUGAGCGUGGAACUUAUUAGUUCAAAUAGAAAUGUAUGUUUAUUGUAAAAUUGGGUGUCAUCUUAACAACAUGCCUUGAUAGCGUAGCUUUGAGAAAUCUUGAGGAGGAUGUCAGUGAGAACACUUAUUUAAACGCCAGUCUGGUAGAUAAUUACACGUAAAAGAGUUCAGCUAGCAUUACCUUGUUUGCUAGCAUAUUGACAAACUACCUAAUGUCAGAUGUCAAACUAGUGCUAAUAUUAACUUUGGUAACAAAGCUGACUAGUUAGCAAUUUAUCUCUAUGUAAUCAGUGGGGUUUAUUUGGAUAUUUGGAUAGUUUGGAUAGUUAGCUAAACUCAGCAUGUAUGCCAAGCACUACAAUAAGCCAAACAUUUUUUUUAAAGGUUAUGAGUGCCGUCGUAUGAUCAAGUUUGCCCUGAUCAACUGAUCAGAUCCAGUCCUUGUGGACCCCGGGAAAAUCAGGAUGUGUGUUUCUAAGUGAUCUAUGUACACUAGAGCUGAUCUUCAGAAAGUAAAGCACUGUUAUUUGUCAGGCCAGUAAUGCGCCAUCUGUCUAACACAAGCUUAUAUUAGCCUGUAGAGACACUGUACAUUUUCUGCUUGUAUGCUAGCACCUUUUAAAUCGGUGGUUUAGUAAUGUUUCCAGUUUUAUUUUCUGUAAAAUAGAAAACAGGAAAAAAAAAAUCAAAAGUUUUUUUUUUAUAUAUAUAAUUAUAAGAAGGAGAUUCUGUUUGAAAGAGUUUUGCUAACCCUAAACAACAAUCCUCUGUGCCAGCCUGUCCAAUUAACACAUUUUAUUCAAGGCGAAUUGUAACCCAAGCGUCUCGACACAUUCUGUUCUGCCAUCGGAAAAGAAAUGAAAAUGCAGCAAAAUAUCAAUAUCAAGGCACAGAAUUUAGUCGAAAUGAAUUAGCAGCUUUUAUGAAAAGAACGCACAUACAGUAAAUAGCUACUUUAUAAAAGAAGUGUCUCUCGUUACUAUAACAGAAAAUCUUUUACUGAAAAUGUGAUCUUAAUUUUAUAUUUUGAAUUGUUCCCCCAAAUUUUGUCUUUUCUAGUACAUCUAUGAAGGUAACCUAUGGUAGUUAAAUCCUUUAAUGCUAAUUUGUUUUAGGUUUUUUUUUUCUUUCCAAUAACACUGUAUAAAAAUGUAUGUGCCUGUUGACUUGCCCUUAGGCUGAAGUAAAUCUUGACUGAAAAUGCACUUCUCAAAGCACCUUGGAUUGUACCAGUUUGCCCAGUUUAACCCAGUCCAGCCCAGCCCAGCGGUUUCGACUCUCGUUCGAAAGCACUUUACACAACACCCUCUUGCUUUAUUUCUCUCUUUCCCACUAAUUCAUUCGAAACUGUGCUGUGUGCUCUACUUGGUCAUUUGAAAUCCAACACUACCAAAUCAUUCCAGGUACACACCACACAAACCAAGUCUAGAGUCCCGGUGAAUGUGGCCUUUGUCUGCUGUAAAGUUAUUCAACUGGAAUGAGUGUUACUUCUAUUUUACUGUUCUAAUGUUCAGUCUCAGUACAUAACAAAAUUUAAAAAAAAACCCUCAAUAAACAUGACAAGCGUAUCUGUGUAA